This is a messenger RNA of Pogoniulus pusillus (Red-fronted tinkerbird), 2084 nucleotides long. RefSeq names its product iroquois homeobox 6 (gene IRX6). The record is from RefSeq and is a predicted model, not a curated record. Gene Ontology annotation, molecular function: DNA-binding transcription activator activity, RNA polymerase II-specific; RNA polymerase II cis-regulatory region sequence-specific DNA binding. The transcript has 7 exons. Lineage: Eukaryota; Metazoa; Chordata; Aves; Piciformes; Lybiidae. Gene Ontology annotation, biological process: positive regulation of DNA-templated transcription; regulation of transcription by RNA polymerase II; cell development. Gene Ontology annotation, cellular component: nucleus.
AUGGUCCAAAAAUAAGGAGCGACUAUGUCCUUCUCUCAGUUCGGAUACCCCUACAGCACCACUUCACAGUUUUUCGUGCCCGCCAACCCCAGCACGACCUGCUGCGAAGCUGCCCCCCGCUCCGUGUCGGAUGCCUCUCCGGCGCCGGCCGCCGCCACUCUCUGCUGCGCCCCAUAUGAGAGCCGGCUGCUGGCGCCCGCCCGCGCGGAGCUCAAUGCUGCCCUGGGCAUGUACGGGACCCCGUACGCCGCCGGCCAGGGCUACAGCAACUACCUGCCCUACAGCGCGGAACCCGCCGCGCUCUACACUGCGCUGAACCCCCAGUAUGAGAUCAAGGACGGCACCGGAACGUUGCACUCGGGAAUCUCGCAGCCCGCUGCCUACUACUCGUACGAUCAUUCCUUGGGGCAGUACCAGUACGACAGGUACGGGACUGUGGAUUUCAGUGGCUCGGCCAGACGCAAAAACGCAACGCGAGAGACGACGAGCACUCUCAAGACCUGGUUGUACGAGCACCGCAAAAACCCCUACCCCACCAAAGGAGAGAAAAUCAUGCUGGCCAUCAUCACCAAAAUGACCCUGACUCAAGUGUCCACUUGGUUUGCUAACGCCAGACGGAGGCUCAAGAAGGAAAACAAAAUGACCUGGUCUCCCAAGAACAAAGCAGGAGAAGAGAGGAAAGAAGAAACCACGCGGGAAGAUGAAGAAUACAGCACAGAGAACGACGGCAGAGAGCAGAAGAGCUGUAAAGAGGACAAGGAGCUGCAGUUCAGCGACCUGGACGACCUGGAGGAGGAGGAGGAGGAAGAAGAGGCGGGGAAGCUGGAGAAGGGCCGGGCCAGCUCCCUGCAGGAAACCCCCAGCCUCGGUGCGGCGCUGCCCGAGGCCCCGCGAAGCGACUGCAGCCUACCCGACCCCUUCCGCGCUUUUCCCUGUGCCAAGGCCCCUGCUGUGGACUUCAUCCCCGCCUCCCUGGCUGGCCCGCCGCCGCCCUACGCGGCCGUGGAGAAGCCGCGGAUCUGGUCCCUGGCGCGUACGGCUGGGGCCAGCGCGGCGCGCAGGGGCAGCCCCGAGGGCCGCGGCACGGAGGAAGGCAGCGGCGUAGCAGGGGAACAACACCUGCCCGCCAAAACCUUCGGGAGUUCCUCUUUCAACCUGCAGCCGCUCCCGCGAAGCUGCGCAUCCCACCGCGGCCUGGGGGAGUCGUGCCAGUAUGCGGCGGCGGGCGAAGGCUUCGGGCGGGGCACCAAGGGCGGCCCAGGAGGCGGUGAGCUGAGCGGAAGCUGUUUGGACAGGCUGCGGACGGCGUUUCGGCCGGUGCUGCGGAGGUGAGGGUCGCCGGCCCCUUCUGAGCCCUGGCGACGGGGCACCGGCUGCAACGAGGCUUGGAACAAACGAAGGAGAUCUCUCCCUGGGACGGCGAUGACCUCCUCGGCCAGCAAGCACAGCCCGCGGCUCUGACUUCCCCUGCCGUCGCAGGAAACACGGCCCGCCGCGAUAUAACGUGCUGCUCACAUGGGGCCGAGGGGCGCGGCGGGCGGAGCGGCAGCCCUCGCAGGACCGUUCACUCGCCUGCUGUUUGCGCAACACCCCUCAACCUCUUUGCCAAGAAAACAAAAAGGACAGAGAAAAAAAUACUAAUCUUUUCUCUGUGUUUCCCUACGUCGUGGAUAGUUUUUCCUUCCCCUCCUAAAGCUACUGCCGGUACUCGGCGCCCCGCUCUGCAAAGGUGCGAUCGGUCACGGCAGCUCCACCCGAACUAGCUGAAGGAGGAGCGGCGCAGGUUACGCCGCGCUGUUUGUGCCCCGUCGCUGUACAUAGAUACCACAAAGUAUUUUUCAGAGUCUCUAAUUAACACGGAUGAGUUGAACGCCGUGAAGCCGUCCUGUGACCCCGGGAUUUCCGCAGCCAGGAGCCGGCGCCGCCCAUGCGGAGCAGCCCCAGGCACCCGCCGCCCGCCCCGGGGCACGGCCGGGGCACCCCCGGGCAGCGGGUGGCGACCAGGCGGCGAAGUAGGACGUUGUUAGUGGGUCACCACCGUCAGUGAAAAGAGCAGUGCUGCACUUUACAGGACAGAUGAGAAA